GUGGGAGGUCGGAGGUCGGGCAUUUCCAGAACGUCCGACCCCCGCGGUUGUGGAGAUGGGGGUCUGUCGUUUGGAGAAGGGAGGAUCCACGAUCCUUGACGACGCGAGGGGGGGGGCGUCGGCUCCUCGCGCGAAGUGCUUUUGUUUGUUCCUCAUGUUUUCUUUGCUUGUGCGUUUCCUUUGUUUGUACCCUCUAGGUCAACCUGCUGCUUCGACCUCUCGGGCAUACAGCAGGUCAAAGAUCUACAACAACAAACCAUGGGCUCUAGACUGGGUUGGUGGUCUGCAUAAGCCUGGGUGUGGGGCCGUCGUCUUCUUGAGCGACGACAAUGGUGCGACGUGGUACUGCUGUGGGGGUGUUGAGAAAUCUGAGAGCGCCAGGAAUACCUACGACGGGAGGUCGUUCAGGACCUUCUUUCUUACGUCAGUUUUCGACAAGGAUGGGACAAAUUGGGUCAAGGAAGACAAGAAGGUCGGCCUUGACUUGCGGCUCUUUCAAGGCUACGACGUCAAGGCUUUCUCCAUGAAAGCGUUUGACGUGCGCGGGGACGGCGCCGAGCUUCACAUGCUCACUGCGGAACAAUUCCUCAGUAGAACGAACGGCUACCGCGUCACUGGCUGCCUUCCUGUCGUUGACAGUUCCUUGGAGCUCACCAAACCCUUGGUGAAAUUCAGCAGCCCGGCGGACCAACUACCAGGUGUUGUUAAGGAGUACAGGGAAGCCUUCUCGAGGCUGCCUCUGGACCAGCUGACUGCGCUUUCGUGCCCUUUGUCACGAGCUCGAGGAAAUCGCGACAGACGUCAUCCGCACCGGUUGGGAAGAGGAAACAGUUGGUUGCUUGUCCAGCUCCGCCUUUGCCAGCCACGUCGCCCUCGCCCUUGCCCGCGUGUCCAGGAAGGUGCGACUGCCCUGAUUGAGCGAAAUGAGGAUGAAGAAGAUGGGGGAAGCUGCGGUUAUGGCGGUGAUGACGAGUACAUGGACGUUGGGGAUGAGAACAUGCAGGACCAGAACAUGCUUGGCGAUGACGACGUCGGUGUCACGUCGGAGCAUGGCCCUGGCGACAUCCCCGUCGGUUCUGUGGGAGCCGCGGUUGGUCGGCCCUUGUCGUCCCCUGCGAUAUGGCAUUCGCAAGGCGGGAGUCAGGGUGGGCAUGACUCGCAGGAGCACGGAGGAUCAAAGUCGAGGAAAAGGACAAGAGAAACUUCUCCUUCUGCUUCCGCUCACAAGAGACAAUCGAGGACUGACGUUGUUAAUGAGGCUCGUGGAGCUUUGAUAGCAUCCCAGGAGGCGAGACCUCCUCGGAAGAGCAGCCAGGGGGGGAGAUCUGGCGGUCAUGGCGGCGGCCGUGGUGGAGCAAGAAAAGGUAAGCAGGUAGUGAGGGCAAAAGAACUGCAGGACUCGGGGGAUGAGGGCGAGGGAGUGGGCCCUCGCAUGCCCGACGAUGGUGAUGAACCGCUUCAGCACGCUGCGCCCAUCGACAUGAUGCGUUGUUUCUUCCUCGAGUACGACGAGCGGGGUUUUGCUAAGCAAAAAGUCUUUCCUGUUCUUGUGGACGUCAUGAAAAUCAAACGCAUUCCCUGCGGGAAUAUUCUUUUCAACCACCGCUCUUUGUCUGCGAACAUUGUGCGAGGCAUCGAGAAUGCCAUCGAGAGUUCCAUCACCACGGAACCGAGGGCGUGGGAUAGGCCUGAGCUCGUGCUUGCGCCGGUUGACCGCAACGAAAUCGUCGGCAGGCAGGGAAGGCGGAUAACACCGACCGAAUUCUUCGAAAAAGACUCCUCGGAGUUCGAUUGGUAUGCAGUCUGUGGUCAGCAUACGGUCGAGGCGAUGAAGACAUUGGUGAAAAAGGGCUCUCCGACAGUCGACGUCUAUGGUCUUCGCACGUACUCUAAGAGGGAAGUUGCACUGCUCCUACUCAUGAAAGGGAAGGUGGUCGCGACGAACGUUAAGGUCAUGCCUCCGAGAGUGAAUACGGAGUGCCUCCUCGACAUCAUGCGCAAGGAACGCUACAUGGUCCGUAUGUUCAACUACGUUGUUUUCCGCGCCGAGGGAAGGGCGGACGAUGAAUGGAAUGAUGCCUUCUUCAUGUCAUACAAGGACCUCGAAGACAAGUAUGGCCCGAACGGUCUGUGCGCAGCUGAAUGGGAGAAGGAACGGGACAAGCUGCAUGUCAGCAAAGUGAAGACGGUCCCUCGACGGCUUGGAGGGGUGGAGGAGGCAAGGCAAGGAUCUGGUUUGGGCCCUACGGCGGCAAUGUAUAAGGAGGCUCCGUUCCACUUUAAGGUGCAAAGUGACGUUCUGCGAUGCUUAUUCCGGUGGGAGGACAUCGAACUCAUCCUCGGGACCUGGAAAAGGGUGGACAGGUCAUCGAAUGACAUCACGAAGUAUGACAAUAUCGCUACGGCAAGUCGAGACAUGAUUGCCAUUGUCCUGCACGUGGAGGGAGGGGAUCUCAGAAAGGUCACGAUCGCACCCCACCUUAGCAAUGACCUCACAAACGUGCAUGUUGUGGAGGAGAAGUUUGGGAAGUAUCUGGGGAAACACGGUGGCAUAGAGGGCGAUGAAAGUGUGGUGUAUUCCAUAUGGGAGCGAGAGCCUGGCAAGUUGCGUCCGUUGUGCGGGUCGUUCGUCGGGGAGGCGGAAGGUGUGCUUUUAUUGGGUAGGGCGCACGCGGGUCUUGUGUGGGAAUUCUUACUGGCAGGGAAUAAUGUCAUUGCCUGUAACGAGUUGGUGAAGGACAUUGCAUAUUUGACAAAGUUCAUCGCUAUACUUGUCAAGGACGACAGAUUCAACUGCCACGUCGAGAAACCGCGUUGCAAACAUCGCCCGAACAGGGACAUGUUCCACAAGUUGGGGCGUAAGAGACUGAAGGUGUGGGAGUACCUGUUCCGCGAUAUGCCACAAGGACGGCUUGACGGGAAAUAUAUAUACAGGAAAGCAAAGGCAACAGAGACCCUCAAACAUUAUCACGCUCACGAUGACAGAACUGUCCAUUCACAUGGAGGGUCCAUCCCGAUGGCCGCCCCAAGCGUCGCCUCAAUGGUGGCCCCGUCGGAGACUGCUGCAUUGCAAGACAUUGGAAGAUGUGGUGACAAUGAAGAAGACGACAUUGAGAUACCAGGGCAGAGCGAGGCCUCCAUCAAAGCCAAGGUCGAAAAAUUGUUUCAUGUCUUGCACGACAAUCGGCAACUGGAGUACAACAACAAAUUUUAUGCCCUGCGCUCGAGUCCCUCACGCAUGUCAAUCAACUGGAAGGUUGAUCAAACCGCCAGAACCUUGGAGGGGAGCUGCUCUCAUGAUUUCAUGCCUUCGGCUGAGCCAGCCUCCGUGGCCGCGCAAGCAGGGCAUAGGGGAGAUGACGGGACUACUGUUGUCGGGCCUCAAGAGGUUGACAUCACGUCUAAGCCGCAAAUAUCGGAAAAAUCCAUCUCGGUCGCCGCGGCACAAUCGUCCCCACCCAUCGAUGUGUCAACGACGUUGCCUUCGGAUGCAGGUGCCACGUACGGGAGUUUAUUGAUAACAAAUGCUGCAAUGCAAGGCAGAUCCAAGAUCGAGUCAGAGUCUGAUGUUUGGCCGAGCGUGGCGGAGAGUCAGCUGCAACCGUCUUUAUGCACUGGCAAAGGUGAUGCACAAUCACCGCUGACACCACAGGGAGGGGCCGGUGGGGAUGGCGGGAAGGGAGGGGAUGUGGAGAGAAUGCACCGUUCUCGCAACCUCGACACCUUAACCGCUGAUAUUGAUUAAAAGGGUGAGGGUGGGUGAGGCGGGAGGGGUGCAAUUGGAGGGGGAGAAUCCAGUGAUAUGAUUACAACUUCACCUCUGCCUUGUUGAACGAAAUUGUGUAAUUGACUUGGUUCAUUGUUUUGUUUAAAACAGAAUUCGUAUUAGUCUCUGUGGGCACCACUUCUACAUCGUUUUUCCAUUGAUGGUUUUUGUUUUUUUUUUCACCUCAAAUUUUUAAUAGACCUGAGAUGUUUAGAUUGACUACCCGUCUCGACGUGCAGUAACAAAUCAUGGUGGGAGCG
This is a messenger RNA of Chara braunii, 4026 nucleotides long. The record is from the annotation of a GenBank genome assembly. NCBI's taxonomy places the organism in Eukaryota, Viridiplantae, Streptophyta, Charophyceae, Charales, Characeae.